CAUGGUAAAAAAGGGAGUGCGCUUCCGUACAGGCACACCUAGCAACACACUACUAUGGGACAUCACCCUUGACACAGGCCCAGAUGGAAGUGCUGGAGUAAUCUGUCAGAGAAAGUCUUCUAUAAACGUGAAAAGAUUAAACAAACUUCAAGCAGUUCUUCAGAUGGAUUUUGAAGUGGAGGAUGUCAGUAGUCAAUCAGAGAUUCAGGUGAUUAAGUGGGAGUUGACACUUCCAGAAGAAGUCAAAAUGAUGGGAGCAUCUGAAGGCACCAUGAGGAUCUACACCACUCAGAGGGACUUUGUGGGCCUGGCUCCUCUAGUUAUGGACACAGAGCUGUUGAACACUGCUGUGCUGACUGGUAAGAGGGUUACGGUGGGAGUACGAACCAUUGCUGUGGAACAAGAUGGUUCUGUAACAGAUGUCUCUGAGUUUGCUGACUGCAGCUCCACAGAUGAAGAUGUUCUUAAGGUGUCCGACAGAUGCGACUUUGUUUAUGUGAAUGGAAAAGAAACCCAGGGGCGACUGCGGAUGCUGGUGAACUUCACCUACAGUUACCUGAGCACUCAGCUGGAGAUGAAGGUGUGGUUCCCUCGUCUGCCGCUGGAUAUAGAGGUGUCUGAUACAGAGCUGAGUCAGAUCAAAAGCUGGAGGAUCCCCAUCCUGUCCACCAAAAGCAAACCAGGCUGGAGCAGUGAGGAAGAGCGUAAGGGCCGGGGUUGUAUGCUGCAGUUCCAGCAUGCUCUGGUACGAGUCCUCACACACUUUGUGGCAGAGCAGUCAGACCCUCGGGAACCACAGGCCUUCUUCCUGGGCUCAGAUUGGCAGGUGGAUGUGACCAGGCUGGUGCGGUACUUCCUGAAGGUGGAGGACACUAAUAUUGCCCGUCUGCAGGCAGGAAGGGUUCUGUCAGGACAAGAUGUGGGCACCACGUCUAUAAAGGUCCUUUCCCCGCUAUCAGAUUCUAUCCUGGCUGAGAAAACGGUGAGGGUUGUGGAUGAUCGAGUGACCAUUACUGAACUGGGCCUGCAGUUGGUCAGUGGUCUUACACUCAACCUGCAGCUCAGCACAGGAAGUAACAGAGUCAUCAGUGCCACAGCAACCACACAGGAAGUGCUCAGCAAUCCUAAACAGGAGGCAGUGUUGAGCUCCUGGCUACAAUUUAGCGAUGGCUCCCUCACCCCACUGGACAUUUAUGAUCCUACUCACUACCGCCUGGCUGUGACAUCGCUGGAUGAGGGUGUGAUCUCUGUGCAGGACUCAUCUAUGACUGUUGUGGCAGAAGGUGAAGGCCAAGGAACGCUGGUGAGAGCCGAGAUGACCAUUUGUGAGGUCUGUCAGAAAUCCAAGCGCAAAAGCACUUUAGCUGUAGGCACUGGGAGCUUAACGGUAAAGUUCCAGACAAACAGCAAACGUCCUGAAAACAGCAGCAUCAACAAUAAUGACACGGGAAACAGCACAGGACUAUUUGCUGGUGUCACUGGGAAAAAUAACAGGAGUGAGCGUGGUGAUGAAGGAGAGGAGGCAGACUCUGAAAAGAAGCUGCAGCAGCAAGAACAAGUUUCAAGCAGAAAUUCAGAGUCUGAGCAAGAGGAAAGGGCAUCGAUGAAGAUUACCCCCACAGCCAGGUCGACAGCACGAGACUCAACUGUUGGCAGCAUUGCAAAUGAUUUGGGAAUGGGACGGGCUAACGAUGCCUCUGCUGGAGUUAGUAAACCUGGGAAUAUUUUAAAUAGUGGAAAUUUCUUUAGUACAGGAAAAGCUGGCAACGAUGGUCACACAGGAAUUUCCAGGAGUAGGAAUGAGGUUCCUGAGGGUUCAAUGUUAAGCACUGGGAAGGCUUCUGGAAACUUAAUGAACUACAAUAACUACCCUCCCCAAGUGGAAAUCCCCAAUCAGGAGCCAAAAAAUGACUAUGGAGAUGAUGAUGACAUUGAGGGACCACUAUCAAACCAUCCACUUACGGACCUGGAGAUCGGGAUGUAUGCAUUACUGGGAGUCUUUUGCUUGGCUAUCAUAGUAUUUAUGGUAACUUGUGUGUCAUACUUGGUUAAAUUUAGGCACAAGCAGACACCUGGUCAAGUUUCUGAGCAGACUGGUCACCGGCAUGACUGGGUAUGGCUGGGAACAGAUGCUGAGCUGGUUAUGAAUGUCACUGGAAGUCCAUUACAGCAGGAUGCUCAUAAUACGUCUGUAAUCGACAUAGGACCCAAUAUGGAGCCUUGUGGCACUCUCACUCGAAGGACCUCUUGCCAGGUGUCUUCUGUAUCAAAUGACACUAAUGUUUCAUGUGUAGGAUCCCCUAAAGCAAAACCAGUCCGAAGUGAAUCCCUACAUUCACCCACUAGUAAGAGGAAAAGGGUCCAGUUCACCACCUUCACAUCCUUGGAUCUGCAAACUCCUCCCAAAACUUUACCACAAGAGAAUGGACAUGGAAUUAACUGGGUGGGAAAGGAAGACAGUUGUAUAACACCUGAGGUGCCAGCUGCUGAGUCUUUGCAACAGCUAUGAUUGUUGGCUCACAUGCAGCCUGAUUUAUGCAUCCAUAAUGUAUAUCUCUAUACCAGGGCUAGGGACUCUGGUUACCUGUCCUGGAGAAUAGCUCCAACCUAUGGUCACCUGAAUGCCUUCUUUCUUUGGAAAAGUCAUUCUGUAGGUCUGUGCUACACAGGAUUAUGGACAAGAUAAUCAGUACAACUUCAUGGCUUUCAUAAGGACAUCUUUGAGAGUAGACUUUGUAAAAGAUUGAUUCUGCCUUGAUUACUGAUCACGAUAAAAGGGAGAGAACAUAAUCUUGCUAUUUUUGAGGAUUAUUAAAAUUACACCACCACCCCGCCAAAAAAAAAAAAAAAAAAU
Molecule: messenger RNA, 2854 nt
Organism: Cyprinus carpio (common carp)
Lineage: Eukaryota; Metazoa; Chordata; Actinopteri; Cypriniformes; Cyprinidae
Product: transmembrane protein 132C-like
Source: RefSeq, a predicted model, not a curated record